AUGGAUGGAAUGAGAAGCACGGAUACUUCUGUUGAACCUGAGGUCGACGUGCGGCCUGGAUUGUCACCAUCAAGGUUUGUGAAGGUUUUCAUUCAGGGGCGAGUUAUUGGGAGGAAGAUAAACCUGGCCACACACCAGAAUUAUGCCUCGCUGUCCUUCACACUGAAAAGACUAGGCAAUGACUAUUCCAGGAAAACAAAGAUUAGACCUCCUAAGUUGACAGGAACUGUGUGCAUAGUUGAUGUGCCACCAUGUGAACUUAAUGGGUCAGUAAACAAUGAAGAUGGUGGUGCAUCAGAUGAUAACAACUUCAUUCUUUUCUAUGAUAAUGUGGAUGGUGAUCGUUUCUUCCUUGGUGAAGUUCCAUGGGAGGCUUUCGUCAUUUCUGUGAAGAGGAUCUACAUUGUUCCUGUGGAACAGGAACAAGAGAAUGUUGCGGACAACGAGGAGGAGGAAGAAGAUAAAGAAAAUGGUGAUGACAAUGCUGCUACUUCUGCUCCUCCCCCAGAAGGAGAUGAUAUCCCUGCAAACGAUGAAGUUGUUGCUUAUGACGGAGAUGCUAUGGCCUGUGCUCCUGCUGAUGGAGCUUCUGAGGAGUAG
Molecule: messenger RNA, 600 nt
Organism: Setaria italica (foxtail millet)
Lineage: Eukaryota; Viridiplantae; Streptophyta; Magnoliopsida; Poales; Poaceae
Product: putative auxin-responsive protein IAA29
Exons: 5
Coding region: 1-600 (199 amino acids)
Biological process (GO): regulation of DNA-templated transcription
Cellular component (GO): nucleus
Molecular function (GO): protein binding
Source: RefSeq, a predicted model, not a curated record